AUGACAUCGAAUGUAAUACUGUUCGAGGACAGGUGCGAUUGCGAAGCCAAGUUGCCGCGACAGUUCGACGUGCUGACGUCUAAAGUGGCAUUGAUUGGUAAUUCCACUGUGGGUAAGACUUGCAUGGUUGGACGUUGGAUCAAGGGCCACUCAGUGCUUCAUGAUGUUGAUGAAACCGGAGAGCAUGAGGAAGAUUUGUUCCAUAAGAUUAUCGAAUAUGAUGCGUUAACGAAAUCGGCCAAUUUCCAGGAAUGUUGCAAGUUGUUGAAGCAUGCUUCACUCGAUGAGAUUAAAAAAGUGAGCAGUAACGUGUAUCAGAAUAUGGCAUACUCAGAUUCACAAAACACCAAAUACGAUGCGACUCUGAAAUUGGACGUCCAGGUCGUCGACGUGACGCACUUCGAUGCGACAGAUUACUCGGAUCUCAGACAUUUACAAGUGAACCAAGCAGAUGGGUUUAUCUUAUGUUAUGACACCACCAACCCUGCAACGUUAGCGGAUAUGACGUUGUACCACAGAAUAAUCACAAGAAUCAAAGGUGACGACGUGCCAAUCAUAGUGUGUGGGACCAAGAUAGACUGCAUAUCAGAAAGGAAAGUAUCCGAGGAUGAAGUUAUCGGAUUAUGUGAAGAGAUGGGAGUAGAUUUCGAUACCUGUUACUUUGAGAAUUCAGCGAUGGAAAAUAUCAACAUCGAUGAAACUUUCUAUGCUAUAUUGCAUUUGAUAGAGAAAAGGAAACUAGCCAAGACUCAUACCAAUUGUUGUAAAGAACCUCAGCACCAUUCAAUGGCAAAUGGGACCGUGUUAGAAAAGCCAAAAUUCACAAAUUAUUUGCAAUCUUCACCUGCGAGUAGUCCAUUGAAGGAUUCGGAAAGUACAGCGGUCAGUGUACCACCAAAAAGUCCCACAUUAGGAGAGUAUUCCACCACUUCGAUUUCCAUACCUUUGUUGGAUACUCCUACACCGCCCUCGCCAGCUGCAGAACAAGCUAAUAGUAUCAAAAACUUUGAAAACUAUCGUGAAGAUGCUGAUGAGAAGACGGACAUGGAGGCACGAUUCGAGACUAAGAGAGCAACUACGAUACAUUCCAUGCGGACCAUGGAACAAAAUAGCUCAUCAUCGGAGAGUAAUUCGGCUCGUUCCUCGAGAUCAAAGGGAAAGAGGAACGAAAAGAAGAAACGUUCUUCUUCCGGUAACACCUGCUGCAUCAUCUGUUAG
This is a messenger RNA of Kluyveromyces lactis, 1218 nucleotides long. RefSeq lists its product as uncharacterized. The transcript has a single exon. The record is from RefSeq and is a predicted model, not a curated record. Gene Ontology annotation, cellular component: plasma membrane. Bases 1 to 1218 code for a protein of 405 amino acids. Lineage: Eukaryota; Fungi; Ascomycota; Saccharomycetes; Saccharomycetales; Saccharomycetaceae. Gene Ontology annotation, biological process: signal transduction. Gene Ontology annotation, molecular function: GTPase activity; GTP binding; GDP binding.